AUGGCCGGUGGCUCAAAACUCUCUCCCUUCGGUCAUGCCAUAGCCGGAACUGGCGGUGCCAUGUUCGCAUUGACCUGCACCUACCCUCUUGACAUCAUCAAAACUCGUAUGCAGGUUCGGUCCAGAACCGCCACCAACGCUUCUGAUCCCAACGUAUACCUCUCCACCACCGACGCCGUGCAAAAGAUUCUCAAGACCGAAGGUCUCCCUGGUCUCUAUGCCGGUCUCCUUUCUGGACUCCUCGGUACAGCCUCUCAAAACUUUGCCUACUUUUAUUGGUACACCUUCAUCCGAACCGGCUAUGUCAACCGUCAACCCGCAGGAGUUGCCAUCUCGACCAUCAUGGAAUUGUUGAUCGGCGCUGGAGCUGGAGCAUUGGCUCAGAUCUUCACCAUCCCCGUCGCUGUCGUCACCACUCGCCAGCAGACCAUGCCCUUGGGCGAGCGUCAGGAUCUCAUGUCGACUGCCAAGGAAAUUGUUGACGAUGAGGGCUGGACUGGACUCUGGAAGGGACUGAAGCCCUCGCUGGUCUUGGUCAUCAACCCCGCCAUCACCUACGGCAUGUACUCUCGCAUCCAGGAGGUCGUGCUGAAAGCGUUCAAGCGCAAGGACAUGACCCCUGGACUGGUCUUCCUUGUCGGAGCUCUCGCCAAGAUCCUGGCGACUGUUGUGACAUACCCCUAUAUCAUGGCUAAGGUCCGUCUUCAGUGGAAGCCCUCCAAGAAGGAUGCCGAGACGCACAAGCCAUACACCGGAGCCAUUGAUGUUCUCCAGCGUGUCUUUGAGAAGGAGGGCGUCAAGGGUUGGUACACCGGCAUGCAAGCACAAAUCUCCAAGGCCGUCAUCUCACAGGCUCUCCUUUUCAUGGUCAAGGAUCAGCUCGAGAAGUACACGAUCGUGCUUUUUGCUCUCCUCGCUAAACAGAAGCUCCAAAAGGUCAAGUAA
Molecule: messenger RNA, 945 nt
Organism: Linnemannia hyalina
Lineage: Eukaryota; Fungi; Mortierellomycota; Mortierellomycetes; Mortierellales; Mortierellaceae
Source: the annotation of a GenBank genome assembly